CAGAAGAGUGUGACAUCUUCUGCAUGAAUUUUUUUUGUUGUUUUCAAUUGAUGCCAUUAUGGCUGAAGAAGUAAAGGUAGUUUUAAAAAGAAGUGAAGAUUCAAGUUUUGGUUUUUCGUUGUUGGGCACGUCUGGAUUGCCCCAUGUUAUUUACGAUAUCAUCGAAAAUUCACCAGCUGCCGAAUGUGGAGUGGUAGAAGCCGGCGAUGUUAUUGUUAGGGUAAAUGGAACAGAUGUACAUCACUUUACAACCAAAGAAGUGUUAAAAUGUUUACGGCUAUCACAAGAUCCCGUAACGUUGGAAUUAAAAAGAGAUCCUAAAAUAAAGGAACAUGUCCAAAAUUACCUAGAGGGCAAUCAACAUUCGGAUAAAAAUCGCAUAAAUUCAACGUCGUCACAUGUGUCGCGUUCAAGCCAUCGAGUGACAUCAUCAGAACCAAAUCAAUCCAGACCAUCACGCAUUCCAACCAUAAUACGCAGUCCAAUACAUAGCUCAUCAAAAAGUUGUCCACAGUCACCGCACGAUCAAAAAUCGAACAAAACAUCACAACAAAUUCAAAGGUCAAACGGUGGCAGUUCAAGUAUAUUCGGUUCACAUGAAUCGUCUGUGAAGAAAAAAUGCGGCUUUGAAGCAUAUAUGAUGACCGGUGAUUUGAUAUUAAAUCUAUCACGUAAUCAACAAAGUGCUGACAUUCUAACCACACAAUUUAAAAAGAUUGAUAGUUUAAGAGACUCAUCGAAACGAAUGAAUCGACCGAGCAAUGGUAUUGCGCCUCACGCAAAAGGUGAAUCAAGCCCAUCGCCAAGUUAUUCCGAAAACAGUGAUUUAGUGAGCUCAAUCAAAAAAAUUGAUGUCGCUUCGCCAAAAAUAGGUUCAAAACCAUUCAAAAAACAAUCCAAUAGUAAUGAAAGUGAUGUAUAUGUGAUUAAAAAUGAAUUUGAUUCGGGUACACGACCUGAAGUGGUCAAUUGUAGCGAUAACGUUGACUGUUCAUCGAUCCACACAAAAUAUGAUAGCGUGCAGCCAAAUAAUGUGUUCAAAAUGGAACAGCUGCCAAAAUGGAGCAAAAAUUCGAUACAACAUGACGAAAUGAAUUCGAAAAGUAGCUCUAGCCAAACGAAUUCCACAUCAUCCACGUCAUCAUCAUCCACAACAAAAACUGACGAUAGCACUUCCGCUGAAAAUUGUUUAUCGUUGCCAACAUCACCGGCAUCCCUAUCGACGCCCAUCGAAACGGAUGUAGUAUUUCGUCGAAUGCAACAAUCGAAUCCAAUUCGAAAAUGUGAUGUAUCUGGUUUUCGAACCAGCCGAUCCGAAGAUCAUUUACAACAUACUCAACGAGAUAUUAUCGAUUCGAUUGUACCAAUCGAUGUCGACGAAGAUGUUAAUUCAUCGUUAAAUACUCUGCUCGAUACACGUGAUGAAUCGGAAAGUACACAAAGUUCCAGUGAUCGUGAACGAAUUGUAUGGACAUACAAUGCACCGAUUGUUACAACACAAGCAACAACAGCCACAAAUAAUUCACAAUCUUUUUCAAGUUCAAUCAGUUCAUCGCCACAACACACCGAUACACCGGCAUCACCAACAUCCGUAUCAAGUUCAAUAAUGUCAUCAAAUUCGGGCUCAAAGGAUGCCCAUGGUACAUCAAUUGGUACAACACAAAAUUUAGUUUGUCCCGUUAAUUGUACGGAUCUUAGUGUAUCCGAAGCAGUAUCAAACAUUUCUAGUCCUGAUUAUCAAGACGAUGAAAAUUUGAUGAGCACAAAAGAUAUGUGCGGCAUUGGUAUUAGCGAUUUAAGUGAUUCAGAUUCAACAAUUUUAGUAUCGGAUAUGGCCACACAACCGGAUCGGAAACAUCGACACGAUUACAAGGUUAUGAUCAAAGUGAAAGGUGCAGAUAUGUCGCCAAACGGUGUUAAUGGAUCGGACUUUAAGGAUUCAGAAGACGAAUUAGCAACAUUAACGGAAGACAUGCCAAACAAUCAUAACGGUUUUGAAGGACAUGAUUCAUCACCACCCGUUUCGGACGAUGGCAGUGACGUUGAAUCGUUGCACUCGUAUCACUAUUCACCGAAAGCAGUUGAUCUACCAUCGGCUGUUCGACUUGCCAAACGGCUAUUUGGUCUUGAAGGUUUUAAAAAAAGCGAUGUAUCGAGGCAUUUGAGUAAAAACAAUGAUUUUAGCCGUGCCGUAGCUGACGAAUAUUUGAAGCAUUUUAAUUUUGCAAAACUCAAAUUGGAUGAGGCUCUAAGACUAUUUUUGAAACAAUUCUCUUUAUCGGGAGAAACACAGGAACGUGAACGAGUUUUGGUACAUUUUUCAAAACGAUAUUUAGACUGUAAUCCAGGCACAUUUAAUUCACAAGAUGCUGUCCAUACGCUGACAUGUGCAAUAAUGCUUUUGAAUACGGAUUUGCAUGGUCAAAACAUCGGCCGAAAAAUGACGUGUUCAGAAUUUAUUGAAAAUUUGGGCGAACUCAAUGACGGCGAAAACUUUUCGAAAGAUAUUUUGAAAUAUUUAUACCAAGCGAUCAAAGAACAUCCACUUGAAUGGGCACUUGAUGACGAUUAUUUGGAACAAAAGCAAGAUGGCGAGAAUAGCAACCAACGAGCGCAGGCAGCAAGUCUUUUAGAUACGCCACAAAAUGUGGCCGCUAUCGAACAUAAAAAAGGAUACAUGAUGCGAAAAUGCUGUUAUGAAACAAAUUAUAAAAAGACUCCAUUCGGAAAACGUUCAUGGAAAAUGUUCUUUUGUACAUUGAGAGAUUUAGUAUUGUAUUUACAUAAGGAUGAGCACGGCUUUAACAAAAAACAAAUGUCGGAUAAUGUGCACAAUGCAAUUUUCAUUCACCAUGCAUUGGCAACAAAAGCCACCGAUUAUCAGAAGAAGCAGCACGUAUUUCGAUUACAAACUGCUGACCAAGCCGAGUAUUUGUUCCAAACCAGUGAUUCAAAGGAAUUGCAGUCGUGGAUUGACACAAUCAAUUAUGUUUGUGCUGCAUUUUCAGCGCCACCGCUUGAGGGUGGUGUUGGUAGUCAAAAAAGAUUUCAGCGGCCUCUUUUACCGAACUCACAUACGAAACUUUUAUUGCGAGAGCAAUUAGCAUCACAUGAAGGGAAAGUUGCACAACUGACCAACGAAUUAACGGAACAUAAACGAAAUGCACCGCCAUCGAAAGGUCUUCAACUACAAAAUUAUGUUGAAAAAGAUAUGUACUUGCAAUAUGAGUUGAAGCGCUACAAGACGUAUGUGAAUAUUUUGAGUUCACCGCUAAACGGUGAUGGUCAAAAUAAUUUAUGCGAUGAGACGAAAAUAUUAAAUUUACAAUCGCAUAGCGUGAAUGAGCCCAAUGUCAAUUAUUAUCACCAUCAAACCAACCGAACAACUCCUCAAUAUCGGUCCACAGCUGAUGACUCAAACAAAUACGAACUGGCUAAUUUUUGAUGUACGAACUGGUUAAACAUUUCUGAGCAUUUAUAUAUUCCGAAUUUCAAUAGUAAACAGAAUUAGUAUUUAAAUUACUAAAACAGAUGAGAAAAAGAAUGAAAACACACUCACUCACAUCCACACCCACACACACACACACACACCAAGAUUUAAUAAAAUCUGUGAACGAGAGCGAGCGAGUAAAAAAAUUAUGAAAAUGCUAUGAUAUGAUAUGAAAACAGUAUGGAGUUCAUGGUUUUAAAAUAUAUGAAAUUCUGUUGCUAUUCUACUUUAAAAAAAAAUUAUAUGCAAGUUCAAGAGCAAGUAAAAAUAAUUUAAAUUUAACAAAUAAAAAAAAACAAAUGAUUUAUAAAAUCAUUAUACAUUCUGACACAGGCUAAAACUUUAGCUGCUGAAAAAAAAUGUGCAUAAGGUUCGGGAAACAUACACAAUCUAUAACGAAAUCGAAAGUAAACGAAAAUAUAGAAGUCAGAUCGAAUAUAAUAAAGCUGAAUUCGAAAAUGAAAUUA
Contarinia nasturtii (swede midge) is the source of this 3957-nucleotide messenger RNA. RefSeq names its product exchange factor for Arf-6 (gene Efa6). Gene Ontology annotation, molecular function: guanyl-nucleotide exchange factor activity; phospholipid binding; protein binding. The transcript is spliced from 12 exons. Gene Ontology annotation, biological process: regulation of ARF protein signal transduction. NCBI's taxonomy places the organism in Eukaryota, Metazoa, Arthropoda, Insecta, Diptera, Cecidomyiidae. The coding region runs from base 59 to 3445 and encodes 1128 amino acids. The record is from RefSeq and is a predicted model, not a curated record.